Messenger RNA from Annulohypoxylon maeteangense, 2507 nucleotides. RefSeq names its product MFS general substrate transporter. Gene Ontology annotation, molecular function: transmembrane transporter activity. The transcript has 3 exons. Gene Ontology annotation, biological process: transmembrane transport. Bases 573 to 2468 code for a protein of 631 amino acids. The record is from RefSeq and is a predicted model, not a curated record. NCBI's taxonomy places the organism in Eukaryota, Fungi, Ascomycota, Sordariomycetes, Xylariales, Hypoxylaceae.
GGUUGACCCUGGCGGAAAUCUCUGCACAUUCCCUGGUCAAUCCGUGGUCAAUCCUUCGUCAUGACGGUCAUUGAAGCCCCGGUGCUUGUCCCAGUGCUUGCCCAGUGCUUCGACCUAGACCCGUAUUUUACUCGAAAGAGCGAAUGCCGAACCUUCGCUAUGUCGCCUCAAUAGUCCAGUGGAGGGUCUACGUAUGUAUUAUUAGUCUGGUCUAGGUAUCGUAGAAUCUCCCUAAUCCCGGACGGAAAGUCCAUUUCCCAAUUCAUCAGAAAUGUCCAUUUCCUUUAUUAUUAAAGGAAAGCCUUGGUGCCUAACCGAUGAUCUUGUUAUUUUUUUCUUGUUUCCAUCCUCUAUUCUUAUAAACUACUACCUAGGUACCUAGUAGGGAUCCUCUUCGUCGUCAGUGCAAGUGCAUUAUCUAAUACCUAGUUCCCUAUCAUCUAUAUACCUAUAAACCUAUACAUACACGCCUAAGUAUAUUAUAAUAAACCCUUCCCGCCUUUCAUUCUACCUAUACACAUACACCUAGAUAGGUAUCACGACUAUACGCGGAUAGACCUAAACCCCUUACCAUGAACAUGGAGGAGGUCGAUCGCGAGCUCCUACGAGCCGAGCAGGAUGCUUCACAACAUAUGUCCCCGGCCACUACACAUGAGCCUGCAGCUCCCCGUCGUGCUAGUAAUGAAGUCGAACGAGUGGUCACAGCGUCUUCUGCAUCAACAUCAUCCAGUGACGGAGCCAGACAACGGCAUGCCGAGGGCCUGAGUCGCAUUCCCACUCAACGAGAUCUCGAAAGGCACCCUACCGAACUAAGUCGCAUUAAUACAGCCCGAAGUCAGCAUGAUGCUACUGUUGGACGAAGUUUAAGAAAUCGCGAGUCUAGGAAGCCAUUGCCUAAUUUUGGUGCCGGUAAACCGUUUCCGCCACCCUUACCAAACCAAGAAGAUUAUGUCGUCGAAUUUGACGGGCCGGAUGACCCCUAUCAUGCUCAGAAUUGGUCGCUUAAAAGGAAGUUACUCACGGCUGCUAUGCUGGGAUAUACUACUAUGACAUCCGCUUUCGCAUCUAGUAUUUUCUCCGCUGCGACACCAUAUGUAGCGAAAGAAUUCGGCGUCAGCUCCGAAGUUGGUAUUUUAGGCGUUUCUCUCUUCGUCGUUGGUUUCGCAACUGGUCCGACGUUCUGGGCGCCCCUAUCCGAGCUCAAGGGUCGGCGCAUGCCUAUAGUGGUGGCCAUGUUCGGUUUCUCUGUUUUUUCUGUCGCCUGCGCUACAGGAAAAGACUUACAAACGGUCCUUAUCUGUCGAUUCUUUGCCGGUUUCUGCGGAGCCUGUCCAUUGGCUGUCGUCGCCGCUGUCUUUUCGGAUAUGUUCAACAACGCGACACGAGGUAUAGCGAUAACAAUAUUUUCCAUGGCUGUGUUUACUGGACCGCUACUAGCCCCUUUCGUCGGAGGAUUCAUCGUCGAGUCGCACCUUGGAUGGCGUUGGACUAUGUAUAUUUCGAGCAUCAUGGGUUGGCUGGCAUUCGUUCUGGAUUUGUUCUUCCUACGCGAAACCUACCCCCCUGUCAUCCUGAUAGAGAAGGCAGCUGAGUUACGUCGUCGCACUUUGAACUGGGGUAUCCACGCCAAACAAGAGGAAAUCGAGGUCGACUUCAAGGAGCUGCUUCAGAAGAACUUUACUCGUCCUAUGCGACUUCUAUUCGGUGAACCGAUUGUUACUCUUCUGUCGAUCUACAUGGCCUUCAUCUACGGGCUAUUGUAUCUAUUCCUUACGGCCUACCCGUUCGUCUUCCAGAGAGUUCAUCAUUUCAACGCUGGACAAUCGGGAUUGGCCUUCUUCGGAAUGAUUAUCGGCCAACUCAUCGCAGGCACCGUCGUGCUGCUUGAUCAACCUUCAUACCAGCGCAAGCUUGCUGCCAACAACGGUGUACCAGUUCCCGAAUGGCGUCUACCAAUCGUCAUCGCUGGUGGUAUCUCAUUCACCGGUGGCAUCUUCUGGUUUGGGUGGUCAGGCUACAGAGCCGAUGUUCACUGGAUCGUGCCCGCGGCUUCAGGUAUCAUGUCGGGUUUCGGACUAAUGGGUAUCUUCCUUCAAGCCCUUAACUAUCUUGUCGACGCCUACCUCAUGUUCGCCGCCUCAGCUAUCGCAGGAAACACCUUCCUCCGGUCUCUUUGCGGCGCCGGUUUCCCCCUAUUUGCAACUUACAUGUUCAACGGUCUUGGUAUCCAGUGGGCGUCUACUUUAUUAGGCUGCGUAGCCGCGCUGUUGGUGCCUAUCCCGGUUAUUUUCUACCUAUACGGCCACAAGAUCCGUGCUAAGAGCAACUUCGCCCAUACAUUCCCAAGCGUGCCUCCGCCCGCCACUGCGUCUAGUUCUGGUGAUGAUAAGGACGAAGAAAACAGCCCCAUAGAUCACGCCGCCGCAUCAAACGUACCAAGGACGAAUGUCGAAUCUGAAAAGGCUUAAUCGUGAAGUUAAUUGUUAGUGCCCCCGGGAUUUAAAAGG